Messenger RNA from Penicillium longicatenatum, 663 nucleotides. RefSeq names its product hexose transporter protein. The record is from RefSeq and is a predicted model, not a curated record. The coding region runs from base 1 to 663 and encodes 220 amino acids. Lineage: Eukaryota; Fungi; Ascomycota; Eurotiomycetes; Eurotiales; Aspergillaceae. Gene Ontology annotation, biological process: carbohydrate transport; transmembrane transport. Gene Ontology annotation, cellular component: membrane. Gene Ontology annotation, molecular function: carbohydrate:proton symporter activity. The transcript is spliced from 4 exons.
AUGUUAGAUAACGCGGGCAUCACCGACCCAACUACACAGCUGCAAAUUAAUAUUGUUCUCACUGCCUGGUGUUUUGUCAUCGCAUGUCUCGGAACCUGGCUAGUGAAUGAGGCUGGUCGAAAGGCCAUGUGUCUGAUUUCCGUGGUCGGAAUGACAAUCGUCUUAUUUCCAGUCGGGGCAUUGACUAAAUUAUACGGCGGUAGCGGGAGCACUUCUGGCAUCUACGGCACUGUGGCGACUGUGUUUUUGUUUCAAGGCAGCUACGCAAUCGGGAUCACGCCUCUUACCCUUCUUUAUCCCCCGGAAGUCUUGAACUUCUCUGUCCGAAGUAACGGUAUGGCAGCGUGGACGGUUGCUGUCACAUGUGGCGGUGUGUUUGUAUGGCCAUUGGCUCUUGAAGCAAUUGGUUGGAAAGCUUAUAUUAUCAACGCGUCCUGGAACGUUAUCCAGUUUGUUUUCGUGGCUUACUUCUGGAUUGAGACUAAGGGACUGACGCUCGAGCAAAUCGACGCUAAAUUUGAGAAGAUAAAUCCCUAUCAACUGCAAGGUAUUGAAGGUGUCAGUCUUGAAAACGAUACGACUGAUAAUAUGAAGCUCUAUCGUGCGAAAAGUGAUGAUGGACUCGUUAAGAUCGAAGCGAGAGUCGCGGGAGAAGACUUGUAA